AAACGAACGAGUAUAAACAAACUUUCCGUCAAACAAUUUCCGAACUCUUUGCUACCCCUUCCGUUUAUUCUCACCCUCACUUUACAUACAUAAAACAGAGCUACCACUCACACUCAGUUGCUUGCUUCGCUCAAUAGCAUAAUAUAUGGGAUUAUAUAUGGGGGCCUAACGAACCCUAAAUUGUUGAGCUACCACCAAAUUAACGACAGUGUUGCACUCAUCCACUCGAUUCGACAGUCAUUCCUCAGGUUAUACACUACAAUGAUCACUAAAAUGGCGUUACCGACAACUAUCGAAAAGCUCGACAUAGACGUUCUUCAGAACAUACUCGCCAGGCUUUCGGCUGUUGAUUUUGCGUCUGCUGAUUGCGUUAGCCGCUCGUGGAACCAUGUUUGCAGUCGCAUCCUUUGUCGCCCCAAGUUCGCCUCCGCAUGCUCGAACAAUCCUUCCCUCCUUGUUGCUAUUGAAGAAGUGGCAAAUGAAGUACUAUCGAAGCUAAUUCGUCCUCAAUUUGCCAUUCUUUCCGUCGGAAGUUUGUUCAGUAUGCAAGAGGCUUUCCAACUCAUUACUACAAAACUAAGCUCCAAAAUUCCUGUCAUUGUCAACUGGUCCUCUGGAUUUAUUGGAAGGGAUGCAUUUUAUGAAGAAUUCAAAAAGAUUCCUAAAUUGGAGAGUGGAAUUAGAGGAAUCGUGUUAACUGUUGGAUGUGUACCAGGGAUGAAAGUAAAAUCAAUCUCGCUUCAAAAGCAAGUUGAGGAGCACCCACAAGAUUUCAUGAUUGACAAAUUCGUAACGGACAUUUGGGAGUUCUCGACUUCUAUAUCAGGACGUCAAUCCCCUGCUGCCUUAAUGAUUUUCAGUAGAGAGCAUCCUCAUGUAGGCAUAAAUACUGUGGAAAAACUCGAUUAUGCCAUGUCACCGGAAACUGUCGUUGUUGGUGGUUUUUGCUAUGAUUUCCGACAUACCGCCACUGAAGAACUUGCUUGUGAUGCUGUUGCCUUGGUAUUUGUCGCAGAUAGGAACAAACCUCCCGGUAUUGGGGAAACUAAAUUUCAUGCGGCAUUGUCAAGUGGAUUAUCACCAGUGGGACCCACAUACAGGGUGGAUUCUGUUACAGAGAAGUAUGGUUGUAUGGCCCAUCUCAUUGUACACAGAGAAGGGCCGUUUGAAGCUACUGAAAUGGAGGAGUUAUCUACUAUGUACAUUGGGGUAACUAAAAGAAGGAAAUGUUCCGUCGGGCAGGAAAAAGAAAAAUGGAUGACGUCUCUUGCAUUCCACCGAAUUCUAUCCACAGGAACGGACAAUGAGUAUUUUCUAGUCGAAGACGUCGGUGUCAAAACAGGCGACACCUUUCAGUGUUACCUCACAGAUUCCAAUACCGCUAGAUCUUCUACGGACAGUGUCUCUAACCUUGUGAGAUCUUUCAAUGGCAGUGAUAAAUGGGAGGUAUCCGGUGGUCUUAUUUUCGCUUCUAUGCAUCGUGGCCAACCAAAUGGUGACAGCUCCCUGUUUUUGGAAAACUUACCUGGUGUGACAUUCGCCGGGACCAUGUGUCUGGGUGAAAUGUGGCGGGGCGAUUUAAUCCCACAAGAAUCUCAAGAACAAAAGUCGGCUCAAGGUUGCUUUUUGCACCGGUACAAUGCUGUUUAUUUAGUUAUGUCUUACGCCCCAUAGAAAAAUGAAGUAUAUGCUGUUUUCCUGUUGGACUUUGAUGUGAUGAUUAGAUCUAGAAACCGACUGCUUGAUGGAAUCAAUGCAUAAAAAAACGUUGGUGGAGACAAGACGUUCUGUGUGCCUAGUAUCCUUCCUCGAUGAGAUUUGUCCCACCAUCGUAAACUAAACGUAACAUUAGUGACUUUGAUACCUUUUAUAGCUUUUGGAUCAUCAUA
Messenger RNA from Helianthus annuus (common sunflower), 1889 nucleotides. Its product is annotated as F-box/LRR-repeat protein At5g63520. Gene Ontology annotation, biological process: protein polyubiquitination; positive regulation of proteasomal ubiquitin-dependent protein catabolic process. Gene Ontology annotation, molecular function: protein binding. NCBI's taxonomy places the organism in Eukaryota, Viridiplantae, Streptophyta, Magnoliopsida, Asterales, Asteraceae. The record is from RefSeq and is a predicted model, not a curated record. The transcript is spliced from 11 exons. The coding region runs from base 262 to 1674 and encodes 470 amino acids.